UUUUUUUUUUUUUUUCCUCCCCUCAACUCUUCUCAUUCGACCUUCAAAAGUUCUAUCCUCGACACAAUGGCCGACACCCAAGCUCCUAUCAACGGCACCUACCCUGCACAACCCGCCUAUCCCGAUUCCUACAACCACACCCACGCUGCUGUCAACACCGCCGCCACCUUUCAGCCCGUUCAGUCCACCACCCCUUCCAAUGCCCCCUCUAGCGAGCAGAAGAAUGGUAUCUCCAAGGAUGAGGUCGGUUGGUAUUUCGUCGAGCAGUACUACACCAACAUGAGCCGCAGUCCCGAUAAACUACACCUCUUCUACUCUCGUCGAUCGCAGCUGGUCUUUGGCACUGAAGCUGAAACCGUUCAGGUUGCAGUGGGUCAGAAGGCUAUCAACGAAAAAAUCAAGCAGCUUGACUUCCAGGAUUGUAAAGUUCGUGUCUUGAACGUUGACGCUCAGGCUUCCUUUGACAACAUCCUCGUUUCCGUUAUUGGCGAGAUUUCCAACAAACAGGAGCCAUCUCGCAAGUUCAUUCAGACCUUUGUUCUGGCAGAGCAGCCCAAUGGCUACUACGUUCUCAAUGACAUCUUCAGAUACCUGGCUGAUGAGGAAGAGGUUGUCAAUGAAGAGCCCGCGGCCGCUAUUGAGGAGCCGGAGCCUGAGGCGCCUGUCCAGCCCGUGGAAGAAGUCAAGGAAGAGCCUAUCGAUCUGCAGGUAGACAAUGAGGUUGCUGCCGCCAAGGUCGAUGAGAAUCCUGAGACUGUCGAAGAGACCCCCGCUGAAGCCCCAGUUGCUGAGGCGGCUGCCCCUCAGACCAAUGGCACCGAGCCUGAGGAGCCUGCAGCUGAGGCUGCAGAGGUUACCGUUGCUGUGGCUGCUUCGACUGAAGCUGAAUCCCUGGAGACUGAGAAGCCCGUUACUUCUGAGCCCGCUCCUGCUACUCCGGCCCAGAAGGACGACCAGCCUACUGCUAUGGAGACUGCUGCUCCCGCGAAGGCUGUUCCCAAGACCUGGGCCAACAUCGCCUCCAAGAUUGGCGCUGCUGCUCCCGUUGUUCCCGCUAUUCCUGUUGCCCCCGUGAAACCUGCUGCGGCUCCUGCCACUGCCAGUACUCCUCAGCCCACUUCCGCUGCUGCCGCUGCUGCUGCUGCUGCUGCUGCGGCUGAUCCCGCUCCUGCUCCUGCUCCUGCUGCCGCUGCUCCCGCUGCUCCCGCUCCCGCUCCUACCCCCGAGAGUGUCCCCAGCCAGCCUCCGUCCACUGAUGGCUCUGGCUGGCAGACGGCCGGUCAUGACCACAAGAAGUCACAGGCUCGUGCUGCUGAGGAGCAGAACUGCCUCGGUUAUAUCAAGAACGUUACUGAAAAGGUGGAUGCCAACCUGCUCAAGCAGACUCUGUCUCGCUUUGGUAAGCUCAAGCACUUUGAUGUGAGCCGUCAGAAGAACUGUGCCUUCGUCGAAUUUGCCGAUGCCGCUGCCUACGCUGCUGCUGUUGCUGCCAACCCCCACCAGAUCGGAAGUGAGCAGAUCAAUAUCGAAGAGCGCCGUACCCGCACCAACGCAUACAGCGGAAAUGCCAACUACGGGCCCAGCCGUGGCGGUGCUGGCCGAGGUCGCGGAGACCGUACUGGCAGCCAGGGUCGCGGAGGCUUCCAGCGUGAUGGCCGUGGAGGCUUUGCUCCUCGCGGUCGUGGCGGAAACGUGAAUGCCAAGGGACGCAACCAGCCCCAGGCAGCUUAGAUACCCACUCCCCUUCUCCCUCUUUCCCCUAAUGCCACACGAAGAAAGGUAAAUGAAAUGAGAUGGUUCCUAAUGACACCUUCUUUUUUUUUUCCUCUUCCUUUUUCUUUCGGCCUCACGACUCUUUAGCCUUUCAUCCUGGUUCAGGACGGCGCUCAUGGGUUGUUAGACGCUACAGUGAUCCAGGACAUGUAUUACUCCCCCUUUUUUUUUUUUAACACUCAUAAUGACAUAUGUUAUGUGACCCUUCCCCAGUCACAAUGCAUCUUAGCGGUUGGAAAAGUUUCUUUUUUUCUUUCCCAUUUUCAAGCUGAGGUUUCAUUGGCCUGCACCUGAUGACCAUUUUUUUUUUGUUUCUCUCACUGUGUUGUUGUUGUCACUUUUUCCCCCCUUCUCUCUAUUAUCCCUAGCAUAGCGAGCUUAAUGCCCGUAUAUUCAUUAUCCUUUUUUUUUUUUUUUUUUUUU
Molecule: messenger RNA, 2196 nt
Organism: Aspergillus ochraceoroseus IBT 24754
Lineage: Eukaryota; Fungi; Ascomycota; Eurotiomycetes; Eurotiales; Aspergillaceae
Product: NTF2 and RRM domain protein
Exons: 3
Coding region: 67-1731 (554 amino acids)
Biological process (GO): ribophagy; protein deubiquitination
Cellular component (GO): ribonucleoprotein complex; cytosol; Ubp3-Bre5 deubiquitination complex
Molecular function (GO): mRNA binding
Source: RefSeq, a predicted model, not a curated record